This is a messenger RNA of Zonotrichia leucophrys gambelii, 994 nucleotides long. RefSeq names its product iron-sulfur cluster assembly 2 (gene ISCA2). Gene Ontology annotation, molecular function: iron ion binding; 4 iron, 4 sulfur cluster binding; 2 iron, 2 sulfur cluster binding. Gene Ontology annotation, biological process: iron-sulfur cluster assembly. Lineage: Eukaryota; Metazoa; Chordata; Aves; Passeriformes; Passerellidae. The coding region runs from base 74 to 619 and encodes 181 amino acids. The record is from RefSeq and is a predicted model, not a curated record. Gene Ontology annotation, cellular component: mitochondrion. The transcript is spliced from 4 exons.
ACCGCCACAGCCGCCCCGGUGCCGCCCCGCCGUGGGCGCGGCCGCUCCCGCCCGCUGCGGCCGCACUUCCGCCAUGGCGGCGGGGCGGGGCUGGGCCGGCAUGGCGGCGCCGGCGGCGCUGCGGCGGUGGUGGAUGUUGGCGCUGGGCGGCCGGACGAGCCGCUGCUCCGCUCCACUGUGCCCAGGCCGAGCGCUGCCGAGGCUCCCGGGCGGCCCUGCCCGCCCCGCUGGCUCCCUGCUGCGCUGGGCGUCGUCCUUCUCCGAGCCGGGCCCGACGGAGAGCGGCCCCAGCGAAGGACAGAUCUUCCUCAGCGAGAGCUGCGUGAAGAGGCUGCUGGAGAUUGCAGAAGGAUCAGAGUUUCUCAGGCUGCAGGUUGAAGGAGGUGGCUGCUCUGGCUUCCAGUACAAGUUUUCCUUGGACACAGUUAUCAAUCCCGAUGACAGGGUGUUUGAACAAGGUGGUGCCCGUGUGGUUGUGGAUGUGGACAGCCUGGCCUUUGUGAAAGGAUCCAUGGUGGAUUUCAGCCAAGAGCUGAUCCGAAGCUCCUUCCAGGUGGUGAGCAACCCCCAGGCAGAGAAGGGUUGCUCAUGUGGAACUUCCUUCUCUAUCAAAAUCUGACUGGACUUACCAUGGAUGGACACUGUUUGCAGACACUUUUGGCAGAGGGUUUAUGUUUGUUCUUUUCUCUGCUGCUCCCUCUCAUCUCCCUUACCCUGUGACACAGCUGUUACAGAAUACUGCAGCUGUGUGUGUGUUUGCACUGAGCCUGUCUCCAAGACUUAUUGGCCUUCCCUUCAGAAACAAUGCCGUAACCAUGAGCACGCACACAGGAGCAUCUUCAGCACCUUGUGAUCCACUGGCCAGGUGGUGCUGACUGGCCAGCCCCGUCCUGAUUGUGGAACUACUUAACUGUCUCUGCAAGAGAAGGCUGUAUAUAUAUGUGUGUGUGUGUGUUUAUUGAAAGGUCUUACUAAAAAAUGUCUGUGAGGUUGA